ACCAGUGGCGGUCCCAAUCACGAUGCAGUCGACACGCUUCCUCGCGUCCAACAUGGCGCGCAUGCAGGCCCUCCGCACUCGCGCGGUCCCGGUUGUCCGCACACAACAGACCCGAGGUCUCCAGAUGCAACCAUCGAAGAAGAUGAUGGCAGUGCCGAAAGAGGAGCAGUCUGCCCACACCAUCUCCCAGCGUCUGCGUACCUUGAAGAAGAUUCCUCCGGAGUUGAUCCCCCUCGGAAUCGUCUUGGCUGUCGCUGUCGGCGCCGCCGCCUACUCCCUCAUCAACAAGCUCAUUGUCGACAAGACCCUUCGUCUGUCCCGAACUGGCAAGCAGCACUAGAGAGCUGGUCCGACGAGAGAUGUUUAGGGAAGGAAAUCAGGACCAUGCUUUGAAGGCCGGGGGAGCACGGAAUACAUGUACAAAACCUCUUGAGAUGCUGCGGGAGGCACCUAAGAGAUCAGUGCAAGAGCUACAUCUGUCUGAUCUUGCAUUGUGUUUUACAUGUCAACCUCUGUUUUACGCGCCCGCAGGCAUGCCAGAACAUUUGGACUUAUUUUUUCCUAUGUGAAUACAAGAGUCUCAUGUAUGAGAAUUAUCAUGUCAGUGAUCCAGCCACUCGUCAAUCCUUCAACUUCCAAUCAUUACGACCCCAUUCUCGCCUCGCGUAGAGCCCGCCGCAGAGUAUCCAAUUUUGACCUCUCUCGCACGAGGCUUUCCCUCGCCAACUUUCUCAACAUUGCCCGGCCCGCCGUGACAUGUUCCUCCU
Molecule: messenger RNA, 767 nt
Organism: Dissoconium aciculare CBS 342.82
Lineage: Eukaryota; Fungi; Ascomycota; Dothideomycetes; Mycosphaerellales; Dissoconiaceae
Exons: 3
Coding region: 53-340 (95 amino acids)
Source: RefSeq, a predicted model, not a curated record